AAAUUUUUUGUGUGUGUUCGUGGAGAUUCGAGAAUGGUUUAGAUUUACAGUUUGGUCUACUGGAAAAUGUUUUUUCAAUUAAUUUCUUAUUUAUAAGGAGUUGUUGAUUUUGGAAUGUUUUACAUUAGAUCCGGCGGACGGCGCUAUCAUCGCAUUCAAUAUUAUUCUAUUUCAAUUUUAGUUUGUCCCGACAGAUAGUGCUACGAUUAAUUUGUAAAAAAUUUUGUUAUUCAAUUCUUGUGCUGAUUAAAAUAUUAAAUGUAAUUAUUUUUUAAAGAGUUUUGAAGUGUGUAUAAAUAAUUUUGUGAAUUCAGAUGUUUUUUUAAUUAAUUUUUAUUUGUAAGGAGUUUUUGAUUUUGGAAUGUUUUACAUCAGAUUCGACGGAUGGCGCUAUCAUCGCAUUCAAUAUUAUUCUAUUUUAAUUUUAGUUUGUCCCGACAGAUAGUGCUACGAUCAAUUUGAAAAAGUAUUUCGUUAUUUUGUGUUAUAAUUGUGUUAUUCAAGUGAAGUUGCUAAUUAAAAUAUUUAAUGUCAUUAGUUUUCGAAGAGUUCUGAAGUGUAUAUAAAUAACUUAUACAUUUUGUAAAUUUAGUGCGGAAUCGAAAAAAAUGCCACGUCCUCGUGGAAGAGCAAGAAAUAUUGGUCGACGUACUCAGCACGCGCAAUUAGUUCAUGAUCAUCGAUUGAAUAGAACAGUAGAAGAACAUUCUAUGGAUAAUGUAAAUUUAGGAGAUCGAGCUGCAUGUACACGUGCAAAUGAAAAUUUAGAACAACGUGCUCAAUGUCUUCGUGCUAAUACAUUAAGACAACGAGAGGCACGUCAACGAGCGACCAACGCACAUAGAGAACGUAACCAACAGCGAGUACAAGAUAAUCGAGCAUUGGCACGAGCAUCACUUAAUCGUCUCGCGUUUGAAUAUGAUCCUGAAAUAGAUUAUUCAUCACAUGCAUUGAUCACGAUUGGUAGUAUGGACAAAGAGUGUCAACAUUGUCAUGCUUUCAAGUACAAAGGUGAAUCAGCUGGUUUAUGUUGCGCAUCUGGAAAAAUAUCACUGCCACCGCUAAAACCACCACCAGAACCUUUAAAAACGCUUUUAGCUGGAAUCUCAUCUCAAUCGAAAUUAUUUUUACGGAAAAUUCGUAAAUUAAAUUCAUGCUUCCAAUUGACAUCAUUUGCAGCAACAAAAAUUAUUCAUAAUGAAGAUGGCCGUAAUUUUGAAUCCACAUUCAAAAUUCAAGGCCAAGUAUAUCACCAAAUUGGUUCGUUACUUCCAAUGCCUGAUGCCGAUCCAAAAUUUUUACAAAUUUAUUUUAUGGGGAAUGAAGAGCAACAAUCACAUACACGCUGCGUUUACAACCAUAUAGAACAGAUGGAGGAACAAGAAAUUGUGGACAUUUUGGAAAGGUUUUUGCAAAACCAUAACCAAUUAGUACAAUUGUUCAAGACUCUUUCUAACAGACUGCAAAACGAUAACUAUGUCAUUGUUAUUAAAGCAGACAAAGUACCCUAUGGAGAGCACGCAGGCACAUAUAAUGUUCCAACCAUUAAUGAAGUGGCAGUUGUUAUGGCUGGUGACCCAUGUGAACGUAGAGACAUUCGCAUACAACGCAGAGAUAAUACGAUGCAAAUAAUUCAAGACAAUCAUCGUUCUUACGAUGCUUUGCAGUAUCCGUUAAUAUUUUGGGAAGGAGAAGACGGAUGUCAUUUAAAUAUUAAACAACGGAAUCCAACUACAGGUACAACUUAUAGAUUAUCUUACAAUUUUUUUUUUGAAUGAAUAAUUUUUGUUUAUCUCAUAAUUAUAUUUAUUUACAGGUGGAGAACUGACCAAGAAAGUUAAAAUUCAAUCAAGCAAAACUUCGAGCUGAAGAGUAUAUUCAUUUGCGUGAUGCAGUAAUCGGUAAUGUAGAUGCAACAAACGUCAUUAACAACAUCGGUACCACAUAUAUUCUCCCAUGGUCAUAUAUUGGUAGUCCGCGUCAUAUGCAAGAAUAUAUUCAAGACGCUAUGACAUACGUACGUGCAUACGGUCGACCAGAUCUUUUUAUCACAUUUACAUGUAAUCCAAAUUUGGGAUGAAAUCAAAAACUUGCUGUUGUCAGGUCAAACAUCGAUGCAUCGCCACGAUAUCACUGCGCGUGUCUUUAAACAAAAAUUAAAAUCUUUGAUGAAUUUGAUCACACAUUACUCGGUUUUUGGUGAAACACGUUGUUGGCUUUACUCUGUUGAGUGGCAAAAACGAGGUUUACCUCAUGCGCAUAUUUUGAUUUGGUUGGUGGAUAAAGUACGCCCAGAAGAAAUUGACAAAAUUAUUUCAGCGGAAAUUCCAGAUCCGAAUGUUGAUCAAGAACUGUUUAACAUUGUUACUACUAAUAUGAUUCAUGGUCCAUGCAGUACUCUAAACAUGAUGUCACCAUGCAUGAAUGAUGGAAAAUGUACGAAACGUUUUCCAAAACCAUGUCAAACUGAUACUAUCACCAAUAUUGACGGUUAUCCAUCUUACCUUCUUACAUCAUCAACAGUGAUGUUCAACG
Messenger RNA from Harmonia axyridis, 2535 nucleotides. RefSeq lists its product as uncharacterized. Lineage: Eukaryota; Metazoa; Arthropoda; Insecta; Coleoptera; Coccinellidae. The transcript has 2 exons. The record is from RefSeq and is a predicted model, not a curated record. Bases 609 to 1778 code for a protein of 389 amino acids.